AAGAGGUAAUCCAAACAUUUUGAUGUACAAUCUGCAGUUUCAAAUACCAGUGAGAUUUGAGAUUUCUGGACGUAGAUAGGACGUUAUCUAGAACGUUAUAAACAGUUAAACAACUGGUGCAUUCCGAUAACCUUAUGACUCUGCACUGAUAAAACCAUAUACUUGAUCACCAUUGUAUCUCGAGUUGAAGUUUAGUAUCAGUUCAUAAAAGCAGAUGCGAAAGUUCCAUUAAUCCAAACUACAAAAAUACAGAGUACAGAAAAUCUAAUUUCAAGGAAUACCAUAGUUUACCAUCAAAGAGGAUAGUGCAUGAAUACCUUGGUCUAACUCAGAUUAAUGCAGAUACCUAAAUAAUUGCAAUACAGGUUAAAUUAAAAAUACAUGAUGCAGAGAAGUAAAAGCAUGCCGUUUCUUCCAAAUGUUCCAAGAAGCAGGGGCAGGGGUCAAAGAAGGGGGAGGAGAAGAGGAGCAGGUUGGUCAAAUCCCAGCGCCCAGUGUACAUGUGAUGAUAGUGACAAUGGGUUGCCCUCGAGCAGUGACAACAAUUACUAUCACCAGACUCGCCCUCCCAAAAGAAGCAUAAGUCGGGAUGAAGACAGUUGGAGUUCUUCAGAGUUGCCCAUUUUCGAUUUUUUAGUAAAAUCGGUAGGCGGUAGUGCCAGUGUUUCAAGAUUAAAGGAGGACUUUUACGACCUGCAAUCUAAUUUUGACGAGUGGAUCUUGGACCACAAGGAAAGGCUACUUGUCUACAAACAAGAAAACUCCCCUCCACUUUACAUUGGGCCUUUCCUCAAGGAAGCCACUCUUUGUGCAGAUCACAUGGAACAAAAUAGCAUUUGUGACCGAGUGAACUGUAACCAAUUUCAUAUUUGCAAAUUCUAUCUGAAUGGUUGGUGCAGACUUGGAUAUAAAUGCAGAAAAGGACAUGGCUUUGAAGAUGCGCACAAUGGGAGAUUAAAAGAAAAGCUUGGAUUAUCCAAAUAUACCAAUAAGGAAAUGAAAGUUAUACUUCUAAAUAGAUACCCUCAAGUGUGUAACAUUAGAGACUGCAAUGCUGGGGAAGUUUGUCCAUAUCUUCAUAUUUGCUACAACUUUAUCAGGAAUAGAUGUAAUAACGAUUAUUGUCGUGAAGGACAUUCGUUUGAUACGCCACAUAACAAGUGGGUACUGUCGGUAUACAGAAUGGAGAGAUGGCCGAAGCAAAAUCUAUCUUUACUUAAGGUUUUGAUCAACAAGCCACAAAAACCACAAAAAUCACAUUUUCUCCAGCUAACCAGUAUUUCUUCUGCCAUUUGCAAAAUCGAACAGGAACAAUCACUAAACAGUGUGAAAAGACCGGAUGCCCAUAAGGUACACAUUUGUUUGAGUGGUUUGACAGGGGGCUGUCAGGAAAGGGACUGUGAUAAACACCACACCCGGCUCCCCUACCUCUGGCAGAUCCGUAUCUAUGGAGACUGGGUCAGCUUUGAUGACGAAGAAAACCAGAAACUGGAAAAAAGUUACUGCAGUCUAGAGGACACGGUAGUUGCAAAGAUUAUGGCUCGGAAUGAGAGUUUCGAAAUCAGAGUGCAAUUUGCAAAAGAUUAUGGAAUCAUAGAAAAGUCUGGUGGAAAACCACUAAACACAUCUUGCCCGUUGGAAACACGACGACUAUCUACUACUUCUUUUGCCACGGAAGACUCACCUCUGACAUCGGGCUCAUUCCACACUCAGUGGAGGUGGUACUUCCUAGAUGACUUCCGGCGCUGGAUCCUGUAUGAAAAGGAUGAAUUUCAAUACACAUUAGAAAAGAAAUACAUAAUGGGACAAAAAAAUUACCUAUUCACCCGACGAAAUCACAGACACCAAUACAGGAUUGAAUUCGUCGACUGGACACAGCUAAACUAUGUCACCUCCAAACUUCGCUUGAUUGCAAGACGACCGAAAUUUGUGUGCCUCUCUGAUGUUUUAACAAAGUCAUUUCCUAAGUUUCUGAAUGUACCUGCACUUGAACCACACCCUCAGGUGUGGGAUCCAAUGGAUAUAACGCAUGACUUUGAAUGGGUUGACCUAGAUAAAACAACACCAGAAUUCAAAGAGAUAAAGAGUUCUUUCUUCAAGACACUUUGUGAAAACCGUUUUCAGAUCUGCAAUAUCUACCGCAUUCAGAAUCUGGUGCUUUGGAAAGAAUAUGAAAUGAAAAAAUCAAAUAUGGAAAGAGUUCUCGCUAAAAAGGAGAGUAGUGUUGAUGAAAGAAGUCUCUUUCACGGUACUGAUUCAGUUGACACUUGUUAUGGUAUAUGUACCAAUAAUUUUGACUUUCGACUCAGCGGGAAAAAUGCAACUGUAUACGGGAAAGGGUCGUACUUUGCAGUAUCAGCAGCUUAUAGUAAUUGCUACACAGAAGGGUGCACUCGAUUUAUGUUUAAAGCUAGAGUUCUGAUUGGGAAAUAUACCAACGGGAGAGAGGGCAUUACCUGUCCUCCAACAAUUCCUAGACAAGGCCACACGAGAUACGAUUCCUGUGUUGACAAUAUCAGAAACCCUUCUAUUUUUGUUAUUUUUGACAGGAACCAGUGCUAUCCAGAGUUUUUGAUUGCAUAUAAAGAACACAAUUGAAGGGUGGUUCUUGGUAUACUAGUAUCUUUGAUGCUUUUUUUAUAAACGGAAGUGCAAUAAGGAUUUGUACAUGUGUAUACUAGUAAUUUGCAUGACACAAUCAGCAUAUGUAAUUUGUCAUAAAAACAGUCUGUUUUUUUGUUGUUUAAAUGUGGUGAUGCAUCAUUUUCAGAUAUGUGAAAUGUCAUUUAAGCUGUAAUUUGUAAUUAUUAGAAUCAAGUAGUUGAGUACAAAACUGAUUAACUUCCGAAAAUGAGAACAAGCACAGAUGUCUUUACUUUGAAGAAAUGUUAAAAUUGCUCUCAUGAUUCACCCUGGGCACUUCAAAGUGGACAAUUUCUCCACUCCAGAUAUUCCUCAUAUAUUUACAUCCAAUAAAUAAUUACUCCUUUAUUUCUAAAUAAAACCAUUGCGGUUUAUCAGUUUAUGAACAACACUAUAGGCAUAUCACCUGUACAGAUUUAUUGAUCAGUGGCUGUUCCAUCAAUGAAACGUACUCUGACGUGCAUAUCAAUAAUUAAUCUUCUUAAUUCUACUUUAAAUGAUUAUUUAUACAGAUAUUAAUAUAAACAAUAAAAUGUCUUUCUUUGGUUAGUACGGGAG
Messenger RNA from Saccostrea echinata, 3201 nucleotides. RefSeq names its product protein mono-ADP-ribosyltransferase PARP12-like. Gene Ontology annotation, molecular function: metal ion binding; NAD+ poly-ADP-ribosyltransferase activity. NCBI's taxonomy places the organism in Eukaryota, Metazoa, Mollusca, Bivalvia, Ostreida, Ostreidae. The transcript is spliced from 7 exons. The record is from RefSeq and is a predicted model, not a curated record. The coding region runs from base 382 to 2598 and encodes 738 amino acids.